UGUACCCCUCUCCCUAGGGGAUGCUGUGGGCUCCUGGACGCCGGGCACCCGGGCCGCCAGCUGAGCCCUCGUGUCCGUCCAGGUACCCCCGGGAAUCUAGAUUCUUGCGGCCAGGGAGAGGGGGAGCAGCCCGAACACAGCCGGGGGCCGGGGCGGGUAGGGGGCUGGAGGCCCCGGACCCGAGGGCAUGGAACGACUGGGAGAGAAAGCCAGCCGCCUGCUGGAAAAGCUGAAGCUCUCCGACUCCGGCAGUGCUAAGUUUGGCCGCAGAAAGGGGGAGUCGAGCCGGUCAGGGUCUGAAGGGACCCCUGCUCCUGGGAAGGGGCGUUUGAGCGGGUCCGGGGGCCCCAGGAAGCCUGGGACCCGGGGGACUCUUGGAGAAUCUGGGGAUGAACCACUGGAAGCAGCCCGUGAGCAGGGCCCCCUGGAGGCUGAGCGAAUCCGACGCAGCUCCUUUGAGGCGCCGCGCUACGAAGUUCCUUUCCCCGGCGGGGCACCCCAGCCCCGGGCCUUGCCUCUACCCCAAUCGCUGCUCCCCGACUUGCGUCUGGAGACACUGGCCCCCGCCUUAAGCCCGCGUUCUAGCUUCGCCAGCAGCUCCGCCAGCGAUGCCAGCAAGCCGUCUAGCCCCCGGGGCAGUCUGCUCCUGGACGGGGCGGGGAGCUGCGGAGCUGGUGGCAGCCGGCCCUGCAGCAACCGAACCAGUGGCAUCAGUAUGGGCUACGACCAACGCCACGGGAGCCCCUUGCCCACUGGGCCAUGCCCCUUCGGCCCUCCCUUCGCUGGGGCUCCUACAGGCUUUCCUCCGGGCGGGGUCCCCCCUGCCUAUCCCGACCUCCAUGCUGCCAUAAACCGGCUUUGCUCUCAUCGGCCCACGGGUUUCGGCUUUCAGGAGAGCCGUCACUCAUACCCACCGGCCCUGGGCAGUCCCGGGGCCCUGGCCGGAGCUGGUCUGGGAGCGACUGGGCCCUUAGAAAGGCGAGGGGCGCAGCCUGGACGACAUUCUGUGACCGGCUACGGGGACUGCGCAGCAGGCGCCCGCUACCCAGAGGAACUGGCAGCGUUGCUGCGACUAGCUGUGGGAACCGGAGGGCGGGAACCAGGCGCCCACGGGGAACCUCCCGGUACGGAAUCCUCGGGGCCUGAAGACCUGGCUGGCCCCUUCCCACAAGAGGCAGGCAGGGGUCGGGCCCGAGAACAUGAGUCUAAGGAGGACUACUUCGGCACAUGUAUAAAGUGUAACAAGGGCAUCUAUGGGCAAAGCAAUGCCUGCCAAGCCCUGGACAGUCUGUACCACACCCAGUGCUUUGUCUGCUGCUCUUGCGGUAGGACACUUCGAUGCAAAGCCUUCUACAGUGUCAAUGGCUCUGUUUACUGUGAGGAGGAUUACUUGUUUUCAGGGUUCCAGGAAGCAGCAGAAAAAUGUUGUGUCUGUGGUCACUUGAUCUUGGAGAAGAUCCUGCAGGCAAUGGGGAAGUCUUAUCACCCUGGCUGCUUCCGCUGUAUUGUCUGCAACAAAUGUUUGGAUGGCGUACCUUUCACGGUGGACUUCUCCAACCAAGUGUACUGUGUCACUGACUACCACAAAAAUUAUGCCCCAAAAUGUGCUGCUUGUGGCCAGCCCAUCCUCCCGUCAGAGGGCUGUGAAGAGAUUGUGAGGGUGAUUUCCAUGGACCGAGAUUAUCAUUUUGAGUGCUAUCACUGUGAGGACUGCCGAAUGCAGCUGAGCGAUGAAGAAGGCUGCUGCUGCUUCCCCCUGGAUGGACACCUGCUCUGUCAUUCCUGCCACAUGCAGAGGAUCAGCGCUCACCAGGGCACUGCCAACUACGUUUGAGCCGCCGCCUCCAUCAGUUCCUUCUGGCUCCCAAACCCCAGCAGGCAAAGCCCUCCCAGGCAGUGAGCGGUGGAGAGCCCAUUGGGGUGGAGGUGAGGGGUACAGGAAAGAAGGCAGGGCAGAUGGGUGUACUGCAGGACAGAUAGAAGAGAAGCUGGAAAUCUAAAGACCCCGAGAGGAGGAGGUCCUCUUGGGGUUGGAGAGGGAUUUUUCCCACCACCAGAAGAAUUCUCACGCAGUGAGUAACAAACUACAGAACCUCUCAGAGCCAAGAACUAGUCCCCCUUCUGGGCCUGAGAACAGCGGCGGGACAAAUUAACAAGUACACACACACAGAGUCACCUCCCGGCAUAUGCUGCUUCCUUCAGGGUUUCCCAGUUUCCCUCGUGGAUAUAUUUGCAAAACCCAAGCAGAAUUCCUGCUUGAAAAAACUAGGAGAAAGUGAACACCUCCUGAGGGCUUAGACACUUACCUCUCUGUCCCCACCCCCAGCAAGCAGCGUCAGCUGCCCCCGGGGAAAAUGGGGAACCGGGAAAACCGACCUGUGUUCCUACCACCAAAGCUACAGGGCCAGCGGAGGGACACAGUAAAGCUCUUAGCCAAUGGAAGAGAAGAAAGUUCUCCAGACUGUAUGGGACUUUCUGUUUCCUAGUGCUGCCCACUCUAAGGUAUGAUAUUGGUGCCAGCCAGCUUCCUAUUAUCUUGCUGCCUGUUUCUCAGGGACUCCGUGACGCAGGCUCUAGGGAGCUGGGAGAGAGCACUCGGACCGAAUCUAGCUGUGCUCUUUGCUUCCCCAUCCUAAGGCCAGAGGACGUAAGGAAGCUGCCCAAUGAGAAAACCAUCCCAGAGUGGGUGGUAGUUAAGCCCUAUAGACUGCUGUCCCAGAAACCUCACACCAGCCAAAUGUACCUACCGCCCCUUGCACACCUGUAUCCCUCCUCCAUCUCCUGGUCUCUCAAUACCGGUUAGUAUUGAGUAUCCUCUCACCCUGCUGCUCCAUUCAGGAAACCCAGGAUUACAUACACUGGUCCCCACCCUACCCCAGAUCCCUAUCCUAGAUCUGGGGAGCAGGAGGGAAGUAAGCACUUUGAGACUUGGCUUCUCCUUAGUUAUGAUUCAUUCUUGAAAUGAUGAUUCCUUGAACUAAAAAUCCCAUGUGUUGGGGAUGGAAUGUGGCCAGCUGAACAGUGGGGGACCAGGACAUUGGUGAGGAUUUUUUCAAGUGACUGGGAAUGAGGAGACAAGCUUGGCUAUAGUCAUGAGUGCCAGGGACCUCUAGACUUGGAGAAUAACUCUUCCGUACCUGGUAGUAAAGAGGCCCUGUCCCUCCCCUAGGUAACUGGGACCCUAAAAUUUCACUACCAUCUUUCUUUCAAAGAGUCUGUUUAUAUUUUUUAGAUGAUCCUUAAAAUUUCGUUUUCUCUUCCUCUUGCCCCAUAACACCAUGCUCCAAGAAGUGGCAAGAUGGACAAAAUGCACUUUUUGGAAAUGUGUGAAAUUAAGAUCCGUUCUACGUCAUUUGUUACUGAAAAAAAAAAAAAGAAUAAAAACAAACCAAAAAAAAGGCUCAA
Messenger RNA from Gracilinanus agilis (Agile Gracile Mouse Opossum), 3405 nucleotides. RefSeq names its product ajuba LIM protein (gene AJUBA). The coding region runs from base 188 to 1834 and encodes 548 amino acids. Gene Ontology annotation, biological process: negative regulation of hippo signaling; response to hypoxia; regulation of DNA-templated transcription. The record is from RefSeq and is a predicted model, not a curated record. The transcript has 8 exons. NCBI's taxonomy places the organism in Eukaryota, Metazoa, Chordata, Mammalia, Didelphimorphia, Didelphidae. Gene Ontology annotation, cellular component: P-body; transcription regulator complex; adherens junction. Gene Ontology annotation, molecular function: transcription corepressor activity.